AACAGCCAACGUGCUUGCAUCACCUUCCUCCAAUCGCAAGACUCCAAUACAGCAUAUUAACUAGUCCAUGACGACGGUUUGGACUAGGACUUACUCAAGAAACGGAAUAUUCACUUGGUCAACCUGAGAAAAAGACGCGAGGAGGGGAUCACCCAGAGAGAAGUUGGACGCGGAGACCUGCUGAACAAGUCAGUCACACUAACGCACCACGAAAAUGGAAGAAGCUGAAAAAUACCUCACUCUGGCGCGAGAGAUUCUUGAAGAGGCGGAUGAAGAUGAUGACAUGGCUAUGAUUUUGAACAACCUUGGUGUCAGGCUUGGCCAACGAUACACGCUCACAGGAUCGUUGGAGAAUCUGGAUGAGGCUAUUUCAGUAACUCGAAAAGCUGUUGAAGCCGCUGAAGGAGACAGUCAAGAUGAAGCCUCAUAUUCAACCAAUCUCAGCACUUGGCUUGGUGAAAGGCACAACCAAACAGGAUCAAUUCCCGACUUGGACGAAGCUAUCAAAGUGGCCCGAGAGGCCAUCGAGCUUGCUUCAGAGGAUCACCCAGACCUUGCGCAACUAUCGGGGAAUCUGAGCGCUCAAAUAACUCGUCGAUACAAACGCUUCAAUUUCAUGGAGGAUCUAGAAGAGUCAAUUAGACUUACCCGACAUGCCCUCCAAAUCACGCCAUGUGGCAAUGUAAAUCGGACCAAGUGGUUGAGCAAUCUUGGCGCCCAACUCAACGGCAGAUACGGACGAACUGGAUCAUUAACAGAUCUAGAGGAGGCCAUAACAACAACACGUGAAGCUGUCGAAGAAACAGCAGAGGAUGACCCGCUCUGGCCAAUGUGGUUAGGCAACCUGAGCGUCCUACUUGGCGACAGAUACAUACGAACUGGAUCAAUGUCAGAUCUAGAGGAAGCCCUCAAAGUAAGCCAAUUGGCCGUCGACGCUACUCCAGAGGGCCAUAUUGAGCGGCCUUUACGUCUACAUAGCCUCAGUACUCUUUUCAACAACAGAUUCUCACGCACCGGUGCGAUAUCAGACCUUGAUGAAGCAAUUCGACUGUGCAGGGAAAUCUUUCGUAUUACUCCAGGGGAUAGUCCAAAUAUGGCAGGAAGGCUGAGCUUUCUUGGAAUUCAGCUGGGAGACAGAUAUUCCACCACCGGAAAUAUGGAGGAUCUUGAUGAGGCCAUCCGUAUUUCUCAGGAUGCUGCCAAGGCCUGUGGAGCGGAUGAACCCGACCGAUGUCCAAUCUUGAACAACCUGGGAAUUCUUCUCGGUUGCAAGUUUCAGCACAAUGGGGAGAUGGCGCUGCUAGACGAGUCUAUCAAGGUGGCACAGGAAGCCGUUGAUGGCACACCAAAGGACUACCCAGAUUGGUCCAGAUGGUCAAAUAACCUCGCGCUUCGACUUGGCGACAAGUUCUCGCGUACGGGAUCAAUAUUGGACUUGGAAAGAGCAAUCGGAAUUGCCCGGGAGGUUGCUGAGAUUAUCCCAAAGGAUCACUCUGAUCGACCUCUACGCUUGAGCAAUCUUGCGCACUUUAUCGGUUUGAGAUAUACAUACAGCGGAGCUGCGACAGAUCUCGAAGAAGCUAUUCGCUUCGGUCGAGAGGCGGUCCAAACUACUCCGGAAGAUCAGCCGAGUCGGGUUGUUUGGGUAAAUAAUCUUAGCAAUCGGCUCGACGAGAGAUUCCAACUCUCUGGGGCGAUCGAGGAUCUGAACGAAGCUAUCAGCCUCACUAAGCAAUCUGUCGAGGCCACGCCAGGGUUCCAUCCAGAGCGACCCAAAUGGCUAAGCAACCUUUGCUUCCGACUCGGAGAGAGACACCUACGCACAAAGUCUCUUGCAGACUUGGACGAAGCUAUUAAAGUGGGCAAGGAGGCCGUGGAUGCUACUCCAAUUGGCCAUCAAGAUCGAUCCAUGCGACUAAGCAAUCUCAGUGCUCAACUGAGUAACCGGUACAUCUUCGUUGGGGACAUGAACAACCUGACGGAGGCAAUCAACCAGGCCCGUGAGGCUGUCAGAGUAACCCCGAAGGAUCAUUUCUUUCGAGCUACCUUGUUGAGUAAUCUUGGAAUCUAUCUUGCCGACAUGUAUAAUAGUACUGGGCUAUUGCAACCCCUAGAGGAGGCUGUUGAAGUGUCUAGAGAGGCUGUUCAGCUCACACCAGAAACCCAUCCUGACCGGGCAAAAUGGGUAUACAACCUUAGACUUCGUCUUCGAGCUCAACAUUCACAAACUAGACGCGCAGAAGACCUCGAAGAAUUCAAACAAUGUUUCGAGAGCGUACUGGGCUACACACAGGCACCCAUCAGGACUCGUGCAAUGGCUGGCCGAAAACUCCUUCUAGCCAUGGACAUUCAGCACGAAAGUGAACGGGCAUACGAUAUAGCCAACACUACCAUUCAGCUGGUUCCAUUGUUAACUCCUCCUUCGAUCCAAAAUAAAGACAAGCAGUAUCUUCUCUCGGAGGUAGUCGGGAUUACAUCAGACGCAGCAGCCAUUGCGUUGCAUGCCGGGAAAGGGCCAGCAUCUGCCAUCGAAUUGCUCGAGACCGGCCGAGGUGUUCUAGCCAGCUCUCUUCGAAACAUGCGCGCUGAUAUUUCUGGAUUGGAAAAGGAGCAUCCAGAAUUGGCGCAGACAUUCGUUGAACUACGAGAUGAACUUGAUCUCCAAACGACACAGAGCAGUGAUACCACCCUUGAGGACAAUACUGCCUUUUUUCAAGCCAAAGCCGAUGCACGUCACAAUGCUGGGACUCAAAUGCCAGUAUUGCUGGAUGAGAUUCGCAGCAAGCCCGGCUUCGAGCGAUUUCUUCUUUCUGCAUCAGAAGCAGAGCUGCGAGACGCCGCGACUGAUGGGCCAAUCGUUCUGCUCAACGUGAGCCCACACCGGUGCGACGCCUUGAUUGUUGAGAAGUCUGCUAUUAGAGUGUUGAAAUUGCCUCAUCUGUCUCAAAGCGAUAUCCGAAACAGAGCUGAGGACACUCAAAAUCCUGAGCUGCUUGGGUGGCUCUGGGAUAUGAUUGUUGGCCCUGUGCUGAACGAUCUGGGGUUCAGAGAGCCUCCAUCAGGAACAUCCUGGCCACACGUUUGGUGGAUUCCCACAGGGCCAUUGGUCAGCCUUCCAAUUCAUGCAGCUGGGCACCAUCUUGAGUUCAAGUCAGAAACAGCCGUUGACAGAGUCAUCUCGUCCUACAGCUCGUCGAUAAAGACAAUCAUGCAUUCUCGACAACGUCGCCAGCAAACCGGGUCAGGUGAACCCAUGAAGGCUGUGUUUGUAGACAUGCCUGUUACACCUGGACACAAACCACUCCACUACGCGACUAGGGAAACCCAAGUGGUGCGUGCUAGUUGUCAGUCAAUGGAUCUUGAGUACAUCCAACCGCAGCCAUUCAAAGACGAAGUGUCAUCAGCUUUAGAAGAAUGUACCAUUUUCCACUUUGCGGGACAUGGAAAAACAGACAAAGAAAACCCUCUACAGAGCCAGCUGCUGCUCAAAGAUUGGAGAGAGCACCCGCUCACUGUUGGGAGCCUAUUGGAGGCCGACCUCGGUUCGAGUGCUCCGUUCCUCGCCUACCUCUCGGCUUGCGGUACGGGGCAGAUUCUCGAUGAGGCAUCCAUUGACGAGAGCAUACACCUGAUCAGCGCGUUCCAGCUCGCUGGCUUUCGGCAUGUUAUCGGCACGCUCUGGGAGGUGGACGAUGAGCUGUGCGUUCGCAUGGCGAGACUAACGUACGAGUUUUUGCAAAAGAACGGAAUAAGUGACAGCAACAUAAGUUAUGGGCUCCACCAUGCCACAAGAUUUCUUCGUGAUGACUGGGCUAGUCGAGAAGAAACCGAAAGGAAGGUUGCUCAACACUCAAGAGCUGUAAGGGAUGCCUGUAUAGAGGAAGAGGAUAAGACUGCGCGGCCACUUUGGGUUCCCUAUGUUCACUAUGGAGCUUAGUACUGUAUAUAAUUUUUAUCGGU
Ilyonectria robusta is the source of this 3960-nucleotide messenger RNA. RefSeq names its product CHAT domain-containing protein. Gene Ontology annotation, molecular function: protein binding. Bases 215 to 3937 code for a protein of 1240 amino acids. The transcript has a single exon. The record is from RefSeq and is a predicted model, not a curated record. NCBI's taxonomy places the organism in Eukaryota, Fungi, Ascomycota, Sordariomycetes, Hypocreales, Nectriaceae.